AUGGCGGGCCGCACGGUGCGGGUGCAGGGCUUCCCCGCCGAGCUGCCCCCCGACAGGGCGGCCGACAAGCUGACCAUUCACUUCCUGCGCUCCCGCAACGGCGGCGGCGACAUCGCCAACGUCCGGGUGCUGCCCGGCUCCCUGCCCUGCGCCCUCAUCACCUUCGAGGCGCCGGAAGUGGCCCAGAGGAUCCUGCAGGUGAAGAACCACGUGCUGGCAAUUGGGAAGACACAGUACCCGCUGGAGGUGACGCCCCAUGCUUCAGAGCUGAGCCCCAAUGAGAUCUUCAUACACGUGAGCAUGACAAUUGACUAUGGCAAGCUGCCCACGGGCAAAACCCUCCUGAAGGACUUGCACAAAGAGUACAGCAAUAUACACUUCAGCUUCGACUCAAAGAAUAUGCAGUGCAUAGUCCAAGGGCCAUUCACCGAGCUGCAGACCUUCAGCAGAGACCUGCUGGGCAGCCUGAACCUCAAGAACCAAGCCACUGGCCAGAUCCUCCUGCCAGCUUCCAGCUGUGGGGCCAAAGAGAUGGGAAUGCCUGAUCAGCAGCAAGUGCCUGACUCCACUGAGUCAGCACAAGAGGCAGCAAAGCUGCCAGACUGUGACCAGGUGCAGGAAAUGGCAGCUCAAGUCCCAUCACCUCAGAGCCCAGUGGGUGAGGAAGCCGUGGAACUUUUGGGGAAGCUGGAGGACUUUUCCCUCGCCAUGGACUCGGACAUUUACUUGUACAUGCAGAGGUUCUGUGCUGCUGAGUACCAGGGUGUGCUGCACCAGCAUCACGUGGAUGUGGUGGAUGUCAGUGGCGAUGGCAUUGCUGUGUUGUACCUCCAGCCGUCUGGAGCUGUGUCUGGGGACACAGAUGCCUUGAGACAGGCCCAGCUGGCCCUGCAGCAGCUCUACCAGCAGCUGGAGGCGAGCCUGCGCAAGGAGAAGAUUGCUAAGAAAGGGCUGGGGAUGGACAGCCAGGCAGUCAGGGCUCUGACACGUGAGCUGCAGGAGCUGUAUCCCCAGCUGCUCUGCCAUGAGGAUGUGAAGCAGCUUUAUCUCGUUGGAAACCUUGUUGAUGUGUGCAAGGCCAAGCAGUUCCUUGAGGAUUCUGUCACCAGGAGGAGUGCUGCACACACGGUUGACACGCUGAGCAGCUCCCAGCCCUCUGGCACCACAGAGGCUGCGCUACUGGCCAAACCUCCUGUGCAUCCUUCAGCCACAAGACUUAGCCCAAGCAAGCAGGAGCAGAAAGGUGAGUUCAAGCUAGCUGCCAACUUCAGCACCCUGAAAGCUGACAGGUCUCAGGCUGGCCAGGACUUCUUGGUGAAUCAGGACUCUCCACCAGUGGAACAGGUGCAGCUUUCUGGGAAACAUUCAUCGGAGACAGAUGCUCCUGGUCAGAGUGACCCAAGAGCACUGAGCCAGCAGUAUCAGCCUCCCACCCCUAUGGCAGAUAAAGUUGUGGGGUCAGCACAGCCUCCCAGCCCUAUGGCAGAUAAAGUUGUGGGGUCAGCAGCAAAGCCUCAGCAGUAUGACCCCACAGAAGGGGGCCAUGUGGAAGGAGGUGCCAGACUCACAGGAGAAAAGGUGCUGGUGCCUGUUGCAGGCAAAGAAAACAGCACUUUUCAGCAUCCUGAGGACUCUAAAGGCUCAGGUCCCUUUGGGCGCCACUCCCUUGCUGGCAUCUACAGCAACUGUGAUGUGACAUGGACCUCUUUUGCUCUAGGCUGCAAACCCUCAGCAUCCAGCCCUGCGCUGAGACGGUCCAACAGCUUCUCCCUAUCAAGGUCAAAGGAAAGCAGCAGCUCUGGAGACAUCAGCAGGGUGUGUGAGGAGAUGAGCCUGGACACUCUGCAGUGGUUUUACCUGAAAGAUGUCUGCCAUGCUGCUAUUGAUGAGCUGUGCAGGGCUGGAGGGGUGCACAUCUCGGAGCGCCACGCUGGGGACUGCACGGUGCUGAUGCUGCAGGCAGAAGACAGGAGAAGGCUGCUCCAGGCUAAAUGGAAGGUGGAAGAUCUUGUGCAGAAGUGCCCUGACUUGGUGUGUCAGAGUGUGAGCUACUCAGAGCUUGCUGUCAGUGGUCCAGAUGACAGUGACCUGAGUGAACUGUGCAGCCUCUUGCGAGGAAAAUCCUUCCAGGUUGGACUCAGCAAAGACAAGUACAAGCUCUAUCUUGCCUGCCCCAAGGAGAUGCUGCCAGGAGUGAGUGAGGCCUUCCACAUGUUUUCCUCCAGGAGGCUCUGUGCCAUGAAGUCUUCAUCCCUCUCUCCUGGACCAGACAGUACAGGGAAAUGGAGUGUCAUCCAGCCAAGCAGAAGCCAGCACCCAGUGCUGGAUGUAGCCCUUCCUGGCAGCCUGAAUUCCCCACAUCACCUGAACAUCAUCAAUAAAACAGACUCUCCACAUGUGCUCAGGGCUUCCUGGCUGCCAGAGGCUGAGGAAAAGGGGUGCCCCAGUCCUUGGAGGUACCAGCAGGCUUGGGGGCAGGAGGAGGCCGGGGGCUAUGUUGAUUCUGGGGCUGGCAGACAAGGAAGCAGCCUUCUGAGCCUUGGGACAGGGGAUAAGCCAAGCUCUCCUGGCCUCAGGGAGUUCCAGGAACAGCACAAGACAAAACUGACCCUGGGGGAGCCUGACAGCCCCCGGCUGAAACAAGUCUUGCCAGACAGAUUCCAGUUUGCAAGAGACAAGAGCAGAGGAGGCCACAAUGAAGCAAUGGGACAGCAGCACUGUCCAGUCCCUGCAGCUGAUGAAGCUCCUCACUCUCUGCCCACUUGGCUACCCAGGCCUGUGGCUGCUGAGCCACCACCAGCUGUGGCCCAACAGGCACCUGCAGCAGAGCCCACAGAUCAGGGAAGGGCCCAGCUCCCCGGGGGGAGGAGCAGUGAGCAGGAGGAGCCUGAGCUCCCAUCACAGCAGAGAAGAGACCCCAGCCUUGGACAGGAAAGCAUCACCAUCCCUCUGGAGCAGUGUGAUGCUUGCCAGGGCUCAGGUGUGACCUGCCAGGGCUCCUGUGGUCACGCCUUGUGCAGGACAUGUUUUGCAGCAGACAGGAUGCAGGCAGCUUGCUGUGACUCCUCCUCAGAUAUCCUAAGCUGCAAUAUCCUGGGAACACUGAAGAUCUCCUCCCUGUGUCAGAGCCUGCCUGGAUUCUUUGGAGAGUCAACACUUCAGCUUGCUUACAACAUCCCUGAUGGAGUGCGGGGGGUUGGAAACCCUCGCCCAGGACACCCUUACAAAGGGGGGAAUUUUUUUGCCUUCCUGCCUGAAAACCCAGAAGGGGUGAAGAUAGCAAUGCUGCUGAAGAGAGCAUUUGAAUGUGGGCUGACAUUCCAGAUCAAGUCCUGCAAUGGAGAGGAAAGAGUAAUGUGGGGCCCUAUCCCCCACAAAACCUCCUGGGAUGGAGGCAAAGCCAGGAAUGGCUACCCAGAUGCCCGGUACCUCCAUGAGGUUGGCACAGUCCUCAAUAAACUGGGCCUUGUGUGAUUCUCCCACAGCCACAGCCUGUGCCUUCCCUUCACCUUCUUUUCCUGCUGAGAACACUGCAGCUUCACAGAGACAGCUCAGGAAGGAGCAGGUGUUUGUUGAAAGAGCUCCUGCUUUCCCUACAUGUAGCCAGAACUCUGCACGUUAGCAAAGAGCAGCACCUCUGUCCCUGCCCCAUGCAGCCUCAGCAUGGAUCAGUGCUUCCCAGAAACUCCAGCUCCUCUUGGAUGCAUGUCCUGAAAUCACAGAGCUGAUUGCAGCCUGAGCCUUGUCUGGCUUCCAGCAGCAGACACAAACCUGAGCAGGAGUUUGCAUCUCAU
This is a messenger RNA of Camarhynchus parvulus, 3794 nucleotides long. RefSeq lists its product as uncharacterized. The transcript is spliced from 5 exons. The record is from RefSeq and is a predicted model, not a curated record. The coding region runs from base 1 to 3474 and encodes 1157 amino acids. Gene Ontology annotation, biological process: Notch signaling pathway; protein ubiquitination. Lineage: Eukaryota; Metazoa; Chordata; Aves; Passeriformes; Thraupidae.